Molecule: messenger RNA, 1150 nt
Organism: Catharus ustulatus (Swainson's thrush)
Lineage: Eukaryota; Metazoa; Chordata; Aves; Passeriformes; Turdidae
Gene: MRPS33
Product: mitochondrial ribosomal protein S33
Exons: 4
Coding region: 596-916 (106 amino acids)
Cellular component (GO): mitochondrion
Source: RefSeq, a predicted model, not a curated record
UUUAAAAUGAAUCAGGGAGUGAAAAUGCAGUUUCAGCCAUGGAUUGAAAGCUGAGGCUCUCUUUUCUGCGGGUUACGAUUUCAGUGAGCCAGGGAGAAAGCCAGAGCACACGGGUGCUCAGGAAAAAUGUCUGAAGGCAUGGGACAGAGGAGAGCAGCCCGGUGAGUGUGUUCCGAACCAAUUCCUGGUGCCGAGCCGUGCGCUGCCUGCUAGAGCUCACUACGGAAAGCAUCCUCCAGCCAGGAUACAGCCAGGAUAUCCUCCGGCCAGGGCCAGUCUCCUUUCCAGUCCCUCCCAGCAUCGUUUCCUCUCUCCCGAGCAUCCUCCAGCCACCAUCGCCCAGCGCCUCUCCCGAGAGCUCCAGACACAAAAGCAAAGCGAGCGCCCGUGCAGAGAGUCUUCAUCUACUGACCUGAGGUGGUGAUGAACAGGGGAAGCACAGAGGAGCUGAGGCAGAACUGAUCAGAGGUCAGGAGCUGAAUGGAGCAUACCAUCAAAAGAACAAAUUUGGUUUUGGAGAAAGUAAAAUGAAUUGCUGGGCAGAAGGUAGAAGGACAGGAAGGUCCCUCUGUGUGUGCCCACUGUUCCUGGGGAGAUGUCCAACGUUUCCAGCUAUGCCCUGCGCAUGGCCCGGCUGAGCGCCCAGAUAUUUGGUGAGGUUGUCAGGCCCACUGACUCCAAAUCCAUGAAGGUGGUGAAGCUGUUCAGUGAGCAGCCCCUGGCCAAGAGGGAGGAGGUGUACAGCUGGUACCCCCCUCACAACACCUACUAUGCCCUCAUGAAGAAACUCCGCUACUUUGGCCUCUACAGGGAUGAGCAUCAGGACUUCAAGGAGGAGAUGAGGCGAAUGAAAAAGCUCCGUGGCAAGGAAAAACCAAAGAAGGGGGAAGGAAAGAGGGCUCUCAAGAAGAAGUAGUGUUGUUGGAACAGUGUCACUGACUACCCUGGAAAUGCUGGGGAAUGGCUGGAGAAGGCUUGGCACGUGAGCUGCCUGUUGGGCACAAGAAACACACUGGGACAUAGUGGACUCCACAUUGGGAAUGCUUUUGGGUCUUUGAAGUUUAACUGGUUUUGAGUUUCUGUACUUCAAAUAUACUGUAUAUUACAGUACAGUAAUAAAAAGGAGUGCUCAGUUUUUUUCUUGAAACCA